UAUCCAGGAGGACUCGAACCCGAGACCUCCCUUAUUGGUAGGGGGUUAAGAAGCUUAGCUGUAAGAGAAGGGGGGGACCAAUGAUUAUGAUUUUCUUUUUGGUGUCCAAUUAAUUGAGUGGAUUCUUAUGACCCCUUAAGCUUUGACUCAUUUUGGACUUCAUUUAUGUGGCUCCCAUGUUUGGUGAUUUUGCUUUUUUCCUUUGAUGGGGGUUUGUUUAAUUUGGUAAUUAAUUGCCAGCAUCAUAUAGGUUCAGAUGCUUUCAAUUGAAUUCAGUAGAAUUUGUGUCGGAGGAAAAAGGUGUGUAAGUUGUGUUGGAGAAAAUACAAAUUGAGUGUAGGGGUGAGAAACAAAGUUGUUGUGUUCUGGAGUUUGGAUCAUUGAUGGCACCGGCUGCGAAGGUUACUGGAUUCUACCGUGAGGGAAAUGACUGGUUUUGCAAUGCAAGUUUGGUCAGUGAUUUUACCUUGGUUGUGGACGGAGUAAACUUCCACCUUCACAAGUUUCCACUUAUGUCGAGAUGUGGAAGGAUUGACAAAAUACUAGGAGCAGCUCAAGGUCCACAUGAAGGGACUUUCCUGACAAUUUUAGAAGACUUCCCUGGUGGGAGUGACAUAUUUUUAGUCACAGUUAAGUUCUGCUAUGGUAUUCGAAUAGAAUAUACCCCAAGGAACAUAGUAAUGAUUUAUUGUGCAGCAGAUUACUUGGAGAUGACGGAGGACUAUGGUGAAGAUAAUUUACUGUUUAAGGCAGAUGCUUACUUUCAUAAGAAUAUUCUGAAGAAUUGGAAAGAUUGCAUAUUAACUCUCCAAAGUUGUGAUUCUGUCAUACCAAGAGCAGACAAGCUAGAGAUCAUUAGUAAAUGCUCGCAUGCUCUCUCUGUGAUGGUCUGCACAGAUCCUAGUUUAUUUGGAUGGCCUAUGUUGUUGUAUGGCUGUUUACAGAGCCCUGGAGGUAGUAUAUUGUGGAAUGGAAUUAACACCGGUGCUAGAAUCCAAGCCAUUGAAUCUGACUGGUGGUUCGAAGACAUCUCAUAUCUUUCUGUGCCAUUAUUUCAGAGAUUAAUUCGAACAAUGGAAGCCAGAGGUAUUAGACAUGAAAAUUUAGCAGGUGCUAUGAUGUACUACUGUAGGAAGUACCUUCCAGGACUUGGCCGGUGGCAGAGUGGGCAAAUUGGUAAAACUAGAACAGUUGCUAGUUUCAGUAUGACACCAGCUGCUGUCGAUCAGAAAGUUCUUCUUGAAAGUGUUUCGAAACAGCUUCCUGAAUUGAAGGGCAAAUCUUUUUGCCGUUUCUUGUUGGGACUUCUGCGAGUUGCCUUGAUACUUGGUGUGCACCACACAUGCCUGGACUCGUUGGAGAGGAGAACAGGAAUGCAGUUGGACCUAGCAUCCCUAGAUGGUUUGCUGAUACCUUCCUACUCAGAUUCUGAUACAUUAUAUAACACCGACUGUGUUGAGCGAAUGAUUCAUCAUUUUAUAUCUUCUGAAUCUGGGAUCACUGCAAUACCUGAUCCAUCUUCAUUUGAGAUAGGAACAUCACCAUCAUCCCAUCCUUUAAGGAGAGUGGCGAAGUUGGUUGACAGCUAUAUUGCAGAAGUUGCAUCUGAUGUGAACCUAAAGCCGGGAAAAGUACGUUCACUUGCUGAAGCUCUCCCAGAAUCUUCAAGAUCUCUGCAUGAUGGGCUAUAUAGAGCUCUAGAUAUAUACUUCAAGGCGCAUCCUUGGCUUUCAACAAAAGAGAAGGAGCAGCUUUGCAACAUCAUCGACUUUCAGAAGCUCUCUAUUGAUGCUUGCGCCCAUGCAUCCCAGAAUGACAGAUUGCCUCUUCGAGUUGUUCUCCAAGUUCUUUUCUUCGAGCAAUUGCAGCUGAGAACAGCUCUAGCUGGUUGCUUCCAAGUCUUGGAUACAGAAAGUGGCCCUGCAGCUCCUGUCACUGGCCCUAGUGACAUGGCAGGUCAAAUUGUACAAAGAGACGGAUGGGUGACAGUCGUGCGUGAGAACCAGGGUCUAAAGGUGGACUUGGAAAGAAUGAAGUCCAGGGUUGGUGAACUUGAAGAAGAAUUCAGCAAAAUCAAACAAGAGAUGAGAAAGGUCACAAAGUCACAUAGUUACCUCAGUUCUCCGCGCUUUCUUGCCCGAAGGAUUGGAUGCAAGCUCCUUCCCCAAUCCUCGGAUACUCAACCAGAUGUGGUUGAAAGCACAGGUCCAACCCCAAGAUCAUCAGUUGAGAAACCGAGAAGCUCAAGACACCGUAAAAGCUCCUCUUUGAUUUCAUGACAAGAAGACUCAGGUUUGAUGUCUAUUCCCCCUGGAGAAUGCCAUUUAUAAAUAUUUAC
Molecule: messenger RNA, 2338 nt
Organism: Solanum verrucosum
Lineage: Eukaryota; Viridiplantae; Streptophyta; Magnoliopsida; Solanales; Solanaceae
Product: BTB/POZ domain-containing protein At3g44820
Exons: 4
Coding region: 384-2279 (631 amino acids)
Molecular function (GO): protein binding
Source: RefSeq, a predicted model, not a curated record